This is a messenger RNA of Notolabrus celidotus (New Zealand spotty), 3109 nucleotides long. RefSeq lists its product as uncharacterized. Lineage: Eukaryota; Metazoa; Chordata; Actinopteri; Labriformes; Labridae. Gene Ontology annotation, molecular function: ubiquitin-protein transferase activity. Gene Ontology annotation, cellular component: nucleus. Bases 7 to 2124 code for a protein of 705 amino acids. The transcript has 14 exons. The record is from RefSeq and is a predicted model, not a curated record.
CGGAGUAUGUGUUUACAGCGCGAACAGAGUGGUCAACAAACUUUAAUCAUGUUCUGUCCCUAUUGUGGAAAACAAUUUUCGUCAUUACCGUAUUUUUGUAAUGCGUGUGGGAAGGCAUUGGCCAUUUUUAAAGAGCAGGGCUUCAAGGAUGACGCCAGUGGCCCCAUUUCAGCAACAGCAGCAGCAGCAGCAGCAGCACCGAACAUGCCAACCCUGAAAACCUUCUUAGACUAUCGGAAGAAAAAGUCAGAGGAAAGGCAGAACUUCAGCUUACAGAAGAAAGGCAUGAAGAAAAAAGAACCGAGGAAAGUGAACAUUAAUAUUGGAAUCAUGUGCUCUCAGAAUGACUCCCUGAAAGUGGUCAGAGGUAGAACACUUCCACUCAUUGUUGAGCCAGACAUAGAUGCUUUGGGGCUGCGUCUACUGGCAGUCAAGAAGAUGACGGACUUUAACAACGACUUCCAAGAGGGUCCUUAUGUAUUGAUGUACCCAGACAAAACGGAAGUUGUCACCAUUCCUGGGACUUCUAGGCCAUUCAUCCUCAGAGACUAUAAAUCCGAAAUAGGAAAACCAUACAGCCGGAUCACAUUGUUCAUCUGUCUGCGAGCAGAGUAUGAACAAUAUCAACAUGAAACAUCAGACACAGAGGAUGAAAUCUGCGUGCGGAGUAGAAGUGCAGCAGAAUUUGAUAUUGCUGACACACUACCCUGGGAACCAGAUAUGAGAAGUACACCAAAAAACACUGCAGAGAAGAAAAGCAUUUCUUCUGGAGCAUCAAAGCAGAGUGUAAUGGAAGAGAUAUGUAUAUCAGAUACUGAUGACCCUUUGGAGGGUACUUCUGGAAACACGGAGAGUGCUUCAAGUUUUGCAGAUGCAGCCCUUGCCACCACAGCAGCAGCAAAGAAAACUGACCUCUACAGCAUGUACACACAACUCUAUGCUCCUAUUGAUGACAUGGAAAUUAACAAUGAAGAUGUGAUUGUAUCAAGUGCUAAACCUGCAAAGACACCUGAUGACACAGGAAUUCCUGCAGCUGAGAUAAUUCAGGAAUUAGCAGGUGUAAUUGACCACAAAAGUGUCAGUAGAUUCAACAUAGUACGGUCAAAUGUUUGGGAUGGAGCUGCAAGAGGUUUUAGACGUUCAACCUUCUCUGAAAAAAGUGACUUGCUUGUAAAGUUCACUGAUGAUGCAGGCUCCAUGGAAGAGGGGCUGGACACUGGUGGUCCAGCGCGAGAAUUUCUCACACUUUUGAUUAGCCAUUUGCAGUCUCGACCCAUUUUUGAAGGACCUCCGGAGAGUCGAUAUUUAGUGUACAAUCCUGCAGCAAUCAGGGAGGACGAGUAUUUCAUGGCAGGAAAAAUGAUAGCUGUGUCCAUCGUUCAUGGAGGACCAGGCCCACAUUUUCUUUCCAGAGACCUGGUGAAUCACAUUGUUGGACAACCAAGCUUUUGUGCAAAUGUCAAGGAUGUUACUGAUGAUGAGAUAGGGAGAGCUCUUCAUGAGAUUGAGUCUGCAGAUUCAUUGAGGUCCCUUCAAGACCAGGUAUUGAAACAUAGCUCUCUGCUACAAACAGCUGGAUGUUUCCAGCACGUCAGCAAUAUUGAGGAGAAGCACACCAUCGUGGAAGACUACCUUAAAUGGUACAUAAUUGGACGCAAUACAAGCGUGAUUGAAAGAUUCAAAGAUGGACUGGCCAGCCUCAUGUUUUUGGAGGCCCUCUGCCAACACCCAGCUGUCCUUGCACCAGUGCUGUGUUGCAAAGACAAGAAACUGACUGCCAUGGACAUUGAAGAGCUCUUCAUGCCUCUGCUUAGUCCAGUGGGAAGCAAUAAGAGAAGGACAGAGAGCCAGGUCCUCAGCUUCUGGUCAGACUACAUCAUGGACUGUGAAGAACAAGGGCCAGUUUCACUGGAGGAGUUGCUGAUGUUUGCCACGGGCCUGAGGUCACUUCCACCAGCGGGAAUGACUCCGCAUCCAAGCCUUUCAUUUCUAGAAGAGUCCAUGUAUCCAAUGGCAAAUACCUGCUCCAACACCAUCAAACUUCCUCUUUUACCAGCAUAUGACCUCUUCAAAAAAAAUAUGGACUUUGGUAUACAGAACUCACCAGGUUUUGGAUGUCAUUGAAAAAGCAAAAGAACCAACUUUAAGGUUGGCAGCUCCUGUUGGGAACAUUCAGUUUGUUAAAAUUUCAGUGCCUCUGAUGACGAAAGGAGUAAUAUUUCAGUCCGUUUGUAACCAUCCCAAAAAAUAGUGGUGUAACGUCACAAUGAUAAUUACUUUUUGUUUUAAACAUUUUGUUUAAUUUUGUUUCUUCUUCCAUUUGAAUCUUUUUUCAUUGUAAACACUGCGGUUUUGUCAAGCUUUGUGAUCUGGAGAUAAACUCAGAAUUUUUUUUAAUGUGGUAAGUUUCAGAAAUCCACAUAAGGUCAACAUUAUUUAUACCUGUGAUCAGUAUAGUUUUAGUGGUUGGUCUUAAUCGUACAAGGUUUAUUUGGUGUUUACACUGGUUAUUAAGAUAUUACCCAAACGAUAUCAAAAGAACAGUGUUGACUAUGUCAUGUGAAAAUUAUGUUCAGGUGCUUAGAGAGCAAGUGAAAUCCAAUUACAAGUGGCAACUUUUUAAUGCAAAUUUUGAUCACUCAUUUGUUUUGCUGUUCAUUCACUCAGGAAGAUAUUUAAAUCAGAUGCAAACAGUCUCUUGGAGAACAUUACUUACAGACAACAAGACUAGGUUAAACCUAGUAUAUGGCUGACCUCAUCUAUCUGGGAUGUCUGUAGUAAAGCCUGGCUGACUUGUGUGUUCUGGCAAAGUGACUUUUUGUUGGGGUGUAACUGUUCUGUCCCUAAUGUCUGUUGGUUGAGAAUGGAAUGGUCCUAAUUCCUGGUCUGUUCAGAUAUCUGGAUCAUAUGUUUCAGUUCAGCAAGUUCUCAGAAUAGAAAAAAUUUGACAUAAUGCUUGAUAUAAAACUAUAUUUUGUACACCAUCAAGCAUCAGUUCUAGGACUUUUAAUAUUCUGAAUUUUGCAACUUUGUUUUUACAUAAAAACACAGUGUGAGUGGUCUUCUGUGAUUUCCAUUAAACUAAAAUAAAAAAAUUAAAUAAACAAUC